AUGGAUCACACCUUGACCUACACUUUUGCCGAAGGCAGUCUGGGGUGUUGUAUCCUUGCUGUUGAUGAACGGACCAACAACUUCGUUUACGUCAACUUAAGGAAGGACACAACAGAACUGCUUGACCGUAUGGCAAAGACCUUCGCUAUUCAGUCUCGCCGCCUUAAAAUUCAUUACAUACUCAAAGAAGACCUUGGCAACAAGCUUAUCCAUCAAAAAGCCACAAUCGAGAGCCUGCUUGACGGUAAGAAAGUGAAGAAAGUAGAUUUUCAGUACUUAUAUGGCACUGAAUUUCAAAGAAAGGUAUGGGAUGAAUUAAAUAAAGUUCCAUGGGGAUGCACCACUACAUAUCAAAGGGUAGCCAAAAAUAUUGGGACGCCACACUCAUAUCGCGCUGUUGCAAAUGCUUGUGGGGCAAAUCCAUUACCUCUGAUCAUUCCCUGUCACCGAGUCUUGGCAUCAAAUGGAACGCUUGGCGGGUUCGCUUGCGGCCUCGAUUUGAAGCAACAGCUCCUAGCAAGCGAAGAGACUUUUUUGAAAAAAAGCUCUUCCGGUGUCACGUCUCCAUCUGGGUGUGAAAGGGAGUGA
Molecule: messenger RNA, 588 nt
Organism: Lachancea meyersii CBS 8951
Lineage: Eukaryota; Fungi; Ascomycota; Saccharomycetes; Saccharomycetales; Saccharomycetaceae
Source: the annotation of a GenBank genome assembly